Adineta ricciae is the source of this 1014-nucleotide messenger RNA. The record is from the annotation of a GenBank genome assembly. Lineage: Eukaryota; Metazoa; Rotifera; Eurotatoria; Adinetida; Adinetidae.
AUGUCGAUUCAAAUCUUUUUACUUUUUUGUAUUUGUUCGACGGUAUACGUGAAAACAAGCUCAGCUCUUCCAUCAUCGGAAUUACAUAUCAAAUAUGGUGGAGAAGCAUUGAAAUCUUUAGAACGUUUGCUGAAAUUUUUCGAAUCCGAUGUGAAAGAUCUAAAUCUUGAUGGCGUAUACGGUUUACGCAUUGCACAAGGCCAAUUGGAUGCUCUUCAUGAUAAAUUGAUUAAUCCGUUGAAGAAGAAUAUUGGUGUAACAGAUGCAAACAAUCAUGUUCAAUCAUUAUCGAAUCAAAUCGAACGUAUCGCUAAUAAAAGUUUGGAAGAAAUCGCUCGGAAAGAUACAUCGUAUUUAAAACGAUUUGCUUUGAUUGCGUCGAAAGCAUUUCUCAUUGAUUAUGAGGUUAGGAAUAUCAAAGAAAAUCUUAUUGAAACCGGUGAACGAAUCAGCGAAUUCGAUGAAGAUAAAUCCGAUGUUUGUUUUUCCGAAAUCCUCGGCUCCAAUGACCGUUCGAACUCAUCACCAUGUCUUGUUUCUCAGUCGUGUUGGAACUUGAUGACUUCGUCGAAAAGUACCAAUUACCGAUUAACACAUCAAUUGCUCUGGUUUUUAGUCGCAAAAACUAUCGGAUGUAUCGAUCAUCGUUCUACAUCAAAUCUUGCGAAUAAAAAUCUCAAAUAUCUCGAAGAUCGUUACUGUGCAAACAUUUAUUACGAUGCUCAAACCAAUUUCAACAAUAAUGAUAACCAAGAUCUCUUUCUCGAGCAGAUUCUGCUAUGCUCGAUGAUUGGUUAUGAAGAAUUUAUUCGCUUAGAUUGGUUGAAGACCAUUCUAACAUGGCAAGAUGCAGAAUCCGGAUGUUUCAGCAGCGCAUCGGAUGUAAUGGAAAGCAAUAUCAAAAUGAAGCGACAUUUAUUGAUCGAACAGGAGAUGAACAAUGGAUGUUUAUCGCACAAGAGUGGUCUGGCGAGUGGAGUCUUAGCUGUUUACGCUAGAGCUUUAUUACAAUAA